AUGCGUAAUAAAACGGAUGAGUCGAAAAUUCUCCGCGAGAAAAUAACGCUGAAGCAGUGGACGGAAACGAUCCGCUUGGCGAGUCCGAAGAUACUCUUCGCCUAUAAAGAGAUUUGCGCCUAUUUGGAAGCACUGCCGUUGUGCAAACUGGCUGUAUCGAAGGAUGGAUUGGUUGCAACAAUGAGCUAUGAUCGAGAAUUGGAGAUCGCGCAAAUCGAAGGUGAGACUUUGGUGACGAGGUCGAUUGUGAAAGAGAAUAUCUUAACGAGUUCGGAAGGUUAUAAAGAAGAUUUCACUAUGUGGGAAUACCACAGCGAAGUCUUAAUCGCUAUGUCACCAACUUGUCGUACUUUUGGAAUAUUUACGAACAUAUUAUUAUGGCGUUUUAUUCUUCCUGAGAGAUAUCCAGAAUGGUGCCUUCUCGAUUGGUCUGAUAGUGGAUCACUUUUAAUCUCAACUCGUAGUAAUGCAAUCAUUGAUAUUUUUGAUGCAUAUGGAGGCUAUUGUUAUAGUAUUCCUAUGGCCAAUUCAGGUGAUAACUUCAAUGUUUCAACUGUUAUUAGUCAUGUUUCAACACAGGCUUAUGCGCAUGACGAUUCUAAGUGGCUUGAUUGCCUAUAUAUUUUGCAAUACGGUGGAUAUUUCUCUAGUUAUAAAAUCGGUCGUUUGGCCGGUUAUUUUCCUUUGUUCAAAGUGAAUAUCGGUCAGGACAUCGCUACUUUAUUCACCAUUGUUCCUUCGCUUAAUUUACUUAUUGUUGCAAAUCAAUAUAAAGUCAAUCCAGUUGAGGAUAGCUCAUUGGGAUGUAAUUCGAUUGGUUUAAAUGUUUAUCGCAUUGUCGAUGAAGAGCCAUUUAUUGUUGACGUGAAGACUACGCGGAAUGAAAUCUCUUUCUUUGAUUUAUUUUUUAAUUGGUUGCCUUUUGGAAAUGCACAAACGGGUGUCAUUUUAUCUAUGAGUUUAAGUCAUGACUGGUCGCUUUUGGCUUGUGUUUCAUCAACAGGCAGGUAUUUAUGUUUUUUGGGAAAUAGUGCCGAAAUUGCGGUACUUACCAAAGGCGGUUGGCUUUGGAGUGGAGAACUUAAUGUUUUUGAAAUAUCUCAUUUUGAUGAUGAUGAUGAAUUUGAAUGUUUUAGUCCUUCUACGAAAUUGAUUUCACCUCGAUCAGGCGAAAUGUUCGCUCUCGAAGCUCAUUAUCUUUCUGACUCCAGAAUCUUUAUGUCUGAAAAUAGUCGCACGUGGCUUGCUGCUAAACUUCGAUUAACCACUUUGUAUGAUUAUUUCAAGGCUUAUGUGGGUGUUGCUGUCGGUCAGCCGCUUGAAGAUGUCGAAGCGCCGAGAGAAUGUCGGGAAAUUCAUUUUGUAUUACAUGAUUUGCGUUCAAUUACUUUGAAACAGAUGCUUCAUAAAAUGUUAUUAUGCGGUGAUUUUGAUGGGGCACACAAUCUGGUUAAUCGUUGUGGCAUUGAUGAAUCUGAUUUCGUCUAUAAGGAACAGUGGAGGUAUAUUGGUCAAAAUGCAAAGGAGAGAGAUGUGGAAAAUGUGCUGGAAAAAAUAAGUGAUGACGCAUGGGUUAUUAAUGAAUGCACGAGUAAUAUCAGUCCAAAUAUAAAUUUACAUAAAACUUUGAUUUUAUUGGCAAAAGAAUUAAGCGAAAAACAUAAGAACGGGCAAUUUUUACUUGUUUUACACUGUCAUCGAAUAUUGGCAAUUCUAGAUGAAAAUAGCACUGAUUCUGCCAAUAUUUACGUUCAUCUACGUUCUCUUUCCCUUCUUGACGUAGCUAUAUAUUUAGCUCAGGUAUGUCAGUUCAAAUAUCUCAAACGAUUAAUCUGUAACAAUUGGAAUAUUCUUUAUCCUCAUUUAUUUACUAUUUUGUGGAUGAUUCCAGAAUCCGUAAAUCCGCAAAAGUAUGAAGAAUUUUUGCCACAUAAGUGUUCUUCAUGGUUUACUAGCGGUCAGUUUGAUAAUGAAUAUCGCGAUAUCAUUAUUAGUGAGCCGAGAGAGUUGUCUGAAGAAUGUUUGUUGGUUCAAAAGAAGCUGAAUUUCGAAACGGAUAUCUAUGAUAGAAAAGUUUUUCUUCAAAAAUAUCAAAUAUCGGAUGCUUUAAAACUUGCCGAUGUUCUGGAAUAUCUAAAAGAUCGUUGCUCUGCUUUGGAUGUCGAUUCAGGUCUUGUUCAUAAUGUUGAAUCCUUUGUGCAUCUUUCGAUUGAACGCGGUUUCACCGAAUUACAAAGUUUGUUGGAAGCAGUGGAAUUUUACCGUGAUUAUAUAUUUUUUUGUGGUGCUGUGACAAUGUCAUUCAAUCAUUUCAAUAAUUGUUCGAGUGAUUUUCUACUCGGGACACUUUCCAAACACAUGACGGAAAAUCAUAUAUAUGAUAAUAUGGAACGGCUACUAGGAAUGAUCGAUUAUCUGUACCAGCUUGGCCGUUGUACAGCUCUCGAUGAAGAUCUUAUCUCUUUCUUUGGUGUUUUUUCAAAGACAUCUAUGAGGGUCCUAUUGAAGGCACAAGAUCUGUGGAAAGAAAGAAUAACAAAUCAUGUAAAAAUUGAAUGUCUUCGUAUGUUUGAGAAGGUCGGAGAAAUUUUGAUCAUUGCUGCCGCACAAUUGCAAAUCGAAGAGAAAUUUAUUGAGGCCUUGGAGAUUUUUAGUGCGCACGAAUUGUUUCCCACAUUUGAUCAACUGUUUGCUUCAUUGUCCGAUUCAUCUCUGGCUGAUAAAAUGCUUUAUCGUCUGAUAAAAUCAUCAAAACCAUCAACAAAAAUUAUGUGGUUUAAUCUAAAAAAAGAUAUUCUAGCAGUUCAUUCAAAAUUAUAUUCUGAUCAAAUCACGGAAGAAGAGGUUAUCCGUAAUAUUGCUUUGCAGAUGCUGGAUAUAGAAAAUUUGUCAAUUACUCGUGAUUUUCUUGAUCUUGUUUUUAAUUUUGAUGGAACAAAAAAAGUAUCAAAAUGUUUACCACAAUCUGAAGCAGUAAACAUGAUUAUUGAGAAAAGUAAUUAUUACUGGAAUAUAGCUGAGCCGAAAAAAGGUGAUAAAAAUCUUGAGAUGGCUCGGCAAAUCCUUUCUGUUGCACCAAAGGAAUGUUCGCCAUUAUUCGACCAACAGCUGCGGAUUUUAGAUGCGUUAGAUCUUGCAAUUGAGUUGGGGUGUAAAAUAAUGCCGGUGAAAUUUCGUUUUCUCGAUCGUGAAGAUCUUUUUGGUCAGAUCGUAAAUAUUAAAUCGAAUUACAAGAAAGUGAAAGAAUGUGCUGCAUUGGCUAAAUUACUUCAUAUUCAUGCUCCGGUGGCACGUGCAUUGGAAUUGUGCGCGGCACAAGCAUUGCUUAUUCGUGAUGAGCGAAUAUUAAGAAAGUAUUGUGAACAAUUAUUGAAGAAUCCUAAAAAUGUAACCGAUAUUCAUAAGCUCUGUAUCGACGUUGCUCGUUCAGGAAUGUUAGAAGAUAUGGAAGAAAGUUUAUUCGGUUAUGCCCUACUGACCUGCAAUGAUGAUUCAUUGGCAGAAACUUUGUUGAACAUUGAAGAAAUCAAGUUAAAGCAGAUGGCGACCAGUAGCACUGAGCUUAAACCUGUUUCUUUAUACAAUGAACUUGUUCUCGACCCUAUGUAUUGCUCGAUUGAUCAUUAUUAUCCAAGAACUGCUAUCAGUUUUGAUAAUUCAGAAGAGACGCUAAUGGAAGAAACUGCGUUUUCAUUCGAUACGAAAGCGAUUUCUAAUGAUUUUUUGAUUAAUCUUACCCAGCGUUUUGCAAGGAUAAGUUCAUCUGUUGCGAUUUGUGUGUCUUUGAUCCUGCCAGACAAUUCUGACUGGACUUAUAACAAUUUUCUGAAGCAAUAUUCGAAUGCUCUUCGCUUAGCUAGAAACGAUUUGCCCAGUAAAAUGUUGGAGUUAGUUCCACCUCAGCUCCUCAUUGCGAGUUACUCGAGUAGGAAUGUUUUAAGUGCAAGCCAAAUGAGAAAUGGUGCCUGUCUGGAAAAUGUCACUGAAAAUGUUACUUUUCCAGGUUGUGAUCGAGAGCGAUUUUUCGAGGAUGCUGAAUAUAGAGCUGAUACACUCAAUGGCCUUGCAAUGUCUGUUGACGAAGAAAUUCUCUCUGAUUGUUGGAAUGUUGCUGCAAAUUUUGGAAUGAAUGUUUAUAAUAUAUGUUUGUCCACGCUGGAAUAUGUAUUGACUGAUCCAGAGUAA
Molecule: messenger RNA, 4185 nt
Organism: Dracunculus medinensis (Guinea worm)
Lineage: Eukaryota; Metazoa; Nematoda; Chromadorea; Rhabditida; Dracunculidae
Source: the annotation of a GenBank genome assembly